Molecule: messenger RNA, 2359 nt
Organism: Spea bombifrons (plains spadefoot toad)
Lineage: Eukaryota; Metazoa; Chordata; Amphibia; Anura; Pelobatidae
Product: sodium- and chloride-dependent neutral and basic amino acid transporter B(0+)-like
Exons: 14
Coding region: 242-2233 (663 amino acids)
Biological process (GO): sodium ion transmembrane transport
Cellular component (GO): membrane
Molecular function (GO): L-proline transmembrane transporter activity
Source: RefSeq, a predicted model, not a curated record
UUACGUACCGAAGCAGCCGUGCUAUAGUUCCUUUAAUUCUUGCAAGCAUGAUUGUGCCAUCAACUCUUGCUUUUUCAUUUAGAUGAGCUUAUUGGGCAAUGGAAGGGAGUUGAUAUAUUUACAUAUGUAAUUAUAGUUCAUAUAGCUGUGUAACUAGUUUAUACAGAACUAUAGUCAGUGCCGGGACAUCAGCAACGUUAUAACAAAGGGAUUAUCUGAGAGUCCGAUCUGAUUACAGGCCAUGGGAAAUAUACAGGCACCAGCAUUUCUCAGAUGCUGCAGAAAAAAAUCUGCUGAAAUUAAAGAUGAUGAAAUUACUGAUAAUGAGAAUGGUGAGGAAAACUCUGAGCGAGAAACCUGGACCCGUAAAUCAGACUAUCUGCUUUCUAUGGUGGGAUACGCAGUGGGACUUGGAAAUGUCUGGAGAUUCCCUUACCUUGCUUUUAAUCAUGGAGGAGGAGCAUUCCUUAUUCCUUAUAUUAUAAUGUUGGCAGUGGCGGGCUUACCCUUGUUUUUUCUAGAAUGUUCCUUGGGCCAGUUUGCAAGUCUUGGGCCUGUGGCCGUAUGGGAGAUUGUACCACUAUUUCAAGGUGUUGGUUUCACGAUGGUGCUUGUAUCAGCGUUAGUAUCAAUUUACUACAACGUCAUUGUUGCCUACAGCCUAUACUAUUUAUUUGCCUCAUUUCGAAGUUAUUUGCCGUGGUCCGAAUGUUUUGAGUGGGCAGAUGAGAACUGCUUUAGCAGCAAAACUGAAACAUGCAACGUAACUCUGGGGGAUGAAACACUACUUAUGAAUAUAUCUCUGAUUCGUGGAACUAAUCUCUCCUGCAUUAAUGACGCAUCAAAGGAAUUACCAACCAAACAGUACUGGGAAAAAGUGGCUCUCAGGUUAUCGGGGGGAUUGGGCGAGACAGGAGUGGUGGUGUGGCACUUGGCACUCUGUCUGCUCCUGGCUUGGAUCAUCGUUGUUGCAUCAUUAGCAAAAGGGAUAAAGUCUUCUGGAAAGGUGGUGUAUUUCACAGCCUUGUUCCCGUACGUUGUGCUGUUGAUCCUUCUCAUCAGAGGAGCUACUUUGGAGGGCGCUAGAGAUGGAAUUGAGUAUUUUAUUGGACAACAAUCUAAUAUCACAAAACUCUCCAAUGGAGAUGUCUGGAGAGACGCAGCCACCCAAAUAUUUUAUUCUCUGUCAACGGCCUGGGGAGGGCUGACAGCCCUGUCUUCUUAUAACAAGUUCCACAAUAACUGUUACCUGGAUUCCAUUGUGGUUUGCGUCAUAAACUGCCUCACCAGUCUGUUUGCAGGAUUCGUCAUUUUUUCUAUCAUCGGGCACAUGGCACUUAUUUCCGGAAAGCCCGUUUCACAAGUGAUAAAUGAAGGUUUUGAUCUGGCAUUUAUUGCAUAUCCUGAAGCAUUAGCCCAGCUCCCAGUAGCUCCUCUCUGGUCCAUCCUCUUCUUUUUCAUGCUCCUGACUUUAGGACUCGACUCUCAGUUUGCUAUGAUUGAAACAAUUACAACAUCAAUACAAGAUGCAUUUCCAAAGGCAAUGAAGAAAAUGAGGAUCCCCAUUACGAUUGCAGUGUGUGCUGUGCUAUUUCUUCUUGGCUUGCCGUGUGUCAGCCAGGCAGGACUGUACUGGGUGCUUCUGAUCGACACCUUCUGUGGAGGAUGGACUAUUUUAAUCGUGGCCGUGCUAGAGCUAAUAGCAAUUAUCUGGAUUUAUGGUGGCAAUAGGGUAAUCGAAGAUAUAGAGAUGAUGCUCGGAAAGAAGUCUUUUCUCUUCUGGUUAUGGUGGAGAAUGUGUUGGUAUUUCAUAUCUCCCGUAAUUCUAGCAGUCAUUUUAGUCUGGUCUUUGAUAACAUUUCAGCCACCUAAAUAUGGUGAUGUGCUGUUCCCGGAGUGGGGAAUAAUACUGGGAGCCCUUAUGGUUGUAUUCUGCUUAAUAUGGAUUCUUGUAGUCGCAGUAUGGAAAAUAAUAAAGACCCCGGGAACUCUAUGGCAGCGCAUUGUUAAAUGCUGUAAACCAACCAAAAAAUGGGGGCCUGCCCUUGCAAAAAAUCGUGGUGAGAGAUACAAACAUAUGAACAACGUGGAACACGUCGACAUUCCAGAUAUUAAAGACGAUAAAAACAUGGACAUACCAGAUAUGAAAGGUGCUGAAAGUAUGGAAGCUGCUGAAAAUAUGGAUACACCAGACUUUAAAGGUUUCGAUAACACUGCAUUUCAGAGUGACUGAGAAAAACCUACGCUGUGCAUGGAUUAGAGGUUUAAAUAAAUAUGGGGCAUUUAUUAUUUUUGUUCUACCGGUUUCUUAGUGUUGCCCUUUUUUUAGUGGAAUAGUUGGACUGCAUACACCUUCCCU